UCUUACGCAUGUCGUCAAAAAUACAUGUAACCGUCUAAAUAUAUCUAGUGUAGUAUAUCGUGUGGGUCGUAUUUAGGGAGUGACGUUUGGCUGGUAAAAGCGAUGGCUGAGAUAAGAUCCAAAGAAUUCCAGUGGCCGCAGGGGAGGGACACGAGCUGCAACAAAGAAACACGCCAUUCAGUUUUACGUAGGUUACAUGUUCUCUGUUUAAUUUUCUAAUAAUAAUAAUAAAGUGUCAGCAAUAUCAAGCGUGUGAUUUUCAACCAUAAACUAAAAAACACGGACCGUAGGCUACACACGGAAGGGUUUUCCCCCCUGCACCGGAGCGGGAGAAACACUUUGCUUCCUGAACGCGUGGGUCUAACGUUAACCUUUGAUUUCAUAUGCUGGCAGUAGCACGCGGACCGCCACUGUCAUUUAGGACACUAGGAAAGGACACACGACAACUGUAUUCAGUUUAAUUAUGCAAUGUAUGAAGUCUUUGGCUAAAGAACUCAUUCACCCAGAACCGGUGAGCUUUCAUAAAGCGUCGCGUUGAGGUACGGCAGGUACUGACAAGUUUGAUUCGGACGAUUGAAGUCCGCAAUCUGAUGUCUACCGGGACCUUCAUUACACCGAAUUGCCGCAAUGUCGACCGGAGCAGGAAUGAGACUAGAAACUCGGGUGAGAAAACUGGAGACAAUCAUCAAGGACCAACGAUCAGCGUUGAAUUUGGAGAGUUUGCUGGAUUCAGUAACUGCCCUGGCCCUUGAUCUGAACCAUCCUGCGCUGAGAAAGAACAAAAACAUAGAUGCCUUCUUAAACAGAUAUGAAAAGGCUGUGUGCUGCCUUAGGGAACUACAGGUGAAGCUGGAUGAUUUUGAAAGAGUCAAACUGAUCGGCCGUGGAGCGUUUGGCGCAGUGCAGCUGGUACGACACAAGGCUUCUCAAAAAGUGUAUGCCAUGAAGCAGCUCAGCAAGUUUGAGAUGGUCAAGCGCUCUGACUCUGCCUUCUUCUGGGAAGAGCGUGACAUCAUGGCGUUCUCCAAGAGUCCUUGGAUAGUUCAGCUGUGCUGUGCUUUCCAAGAUGAGAAGUACCUCUAUUUGGUGAUGGAGUUCAUGCCCGGUGGAGACCUGGUGACUCUGACCAGUAACUAUGACAUCCCAGAGGAGUGGGCUCGGUUCUACACGGCAGAAGUGGUGCUGGCACUAGACGCUAUUCAUUCUCUGGGCUUUAUCCACAGAGACAUUAAACCAGACAACAUGCUGCUGGACCGUAACGGACACCUUAAACUCGCUGACUUCGGAACAUGCAUGAAGAUGGAUUCGACUGGUAUGGUCCGCUGUGACACUGCUGUCGGGACUCCUGAUUACAUUUCACCAGAGGUUUUGAUGUCACAAGGAGGGACGGGUUACUACGGCCGCGAGUGUGACUGGUGGUCUGUUGGCGUUUUCAUUUAUGAGCUGCUAGUGGGUGACACACCGUUUUAUGCUGAGUCCCUAGUGGGAACCUAUGGAAAGAUCAUGGAUCAUAAAAACCACUUAACUUUCCCAGAUGAUAUGGAAUUGUCAAAGGAAGCCAAGGACCUCAUCUGUGCCUUUCUGACUGACAGGGAGGUGAGGCUUGGCCGGACUGGAGUGGAUGAAAUAAAAUGUCACCCCUUCUUCAAGAACGAUCAGUGGACCUUCGACACCAUACGAGACACCAUGGCUCCAGUGGUGCCGGAGCUGAGGAGCGAUAUUGACACCAGUAACUUUGAUGAUGAUAUAAAGGAUGAUCCUGGAGGAACCGAGACCUUCCCCCCUCCCCGUGCCUUUGCAGGAAAUCAGCUACCUUUUGUGGGCUUCACUUAUUUCAGGGAGGACCAGUUGUUAACCCCAAAAAACAAGUGUUCAGAUGAGGACUCAAGUGCUAAUAAUCUCAUUGAGGAUCAUGGUUUAAACCAUGCAGAGUCCAGUGACCUGCAGAAGAAGCUGAAAAAGUUGGAUGAAAAAGUCAAACAUGAGAUGCAAGCAAAGGAGGAACUGGAAAAUAAAUGCCGGACAGCAAAUCAGCGGCUGGAGAAAUUGUCCAAAGAGCUUGAAGAAGAAGUGAAUGCGAGACAAAUGGCAGAAGACUCUCUGAGGGCAUUGGAGAGAGAGAAGGCUUUACUGAAGCACCAGCGUUCUGAAAGUAUAAGAAAGGCCGGCCAAGAGACAGACAGAAAGCGUCUUCUUGAGAAUGAGGUGGGCAGCCUGAGAGAUCAGCUAGCCGAACUGAAGAAGAAGAACCAGAACUCUCAUCUCUCCGCUGAGAAGAACAUUCACCUGGAGAGACAGUUGGAGGAGGUGAAUGCUAAGCUUCAGGCUGAGGUGGAGGAGUCUGAGAGGCUGAAGAAGGCCCAGAGCGAGGUGUUGAGACAGUCCCAGCAGCUGGAGGUCUCUCUCAAGGAGCUCCAGGAGCGUCUGGCCCAGCUGGAGAGCGGCAGGCUGAGUCUGGAACAGGAGAAACUGAGUCUGCAAACCUCACUGGAAGAGGAGAAGCGAGAGAGAAGCCUUGGCUCAGAGACCAUCAAUGAACUACAGGGUCAUGUCUCCGGACUGGAGGACGAGUUAAAACACUUAAAGAGUUCUCUAUCAAAGGCUGAAGUAGAGAAAAGACAGUUACAGGAGGAUCUUACUGCCCUGGAAAAGGAGAAGAACAAGCAAGAGAUCGAUCACUCCUUUAAACUCAAAGCAGUUCAACAGAGUCUGGAGCAGGAGGAGGCGGAGCAUAAAGCCACUAAAGCCAGAUUGGCCGACAACAACAAAGUUAACCAAUCCAUCGAGGAGGCCAAGUCUGAGACCCUGAAAGUUAUGGAACAUAAGCUGCUGGAAGAACGAUCUGCGAAGCAACAGUUGGAAAACAGACUGAUGCAGCUGGAGAAGGAAAACUCAGGAUUAGACUGUGAUUACAAACAAGCCAAACAUGAGCUUCAGGAGCUCCGCUCACUCAAAGAAAAACUCACUGAGGAGGUGGAGGUGCUAAGUGUGCGUGUGCAGCAGGAGACUCAGAGGAAGACUCUGUGUCAGAAUGAUCUCAAAGUGCAGAGGGAGGAGAUCAGCACCCUACGCUCCUCGGAGAAACAGCUCAAACAGGAACUUAAUCAUCUGCUGGAGCUCAAACUCAGCCUGGAAAAACUAAAUCAGGAACUGCGCAGGGAGAGAGAAGAAGCUGACACACACUUGAAAGAGCUGAAGGACCAGUUGGAGGCACAGCAGUACUUCACAAAACUGUAUAAAACUCAGAUUCGGGAGCUGAAAGAGGAGAAUGAUGAAAAGGCUAAACUCUACAAAGAUGCUCAGGAGAGACUAGAGGAUCUGCUGGAAGAGAGGGACUCGUUAGCAACGCAGCUUGAGGCGAGCCUUACGAAGGCAGAUUCUGAACAGUUGGCGCGCUCCAUCGCGGAGGAGCAGUACUCAGACCUGGAGAAAGAAAAGAUCAUGAAGGAGCUGGAGAUCAAAGAUAUGAUCGCCCGACAUCGGCAGGAACUCUGCGAAAAGGACAAUACCAUCAACUCUCUGGAGGAAUCAAACCGAACACUCACUGCGGAUGUGGCCAACCUGGCUAGUGAGAAAGAGGAGCUCAACAAUAAGUUCAAACACCUACAGCAAAAGCUGGAGAUUGUCAAAGAAGAAGAGAAACAGAUGAAAUCUUUGACACUGUCCCUAGAGAAGCAAAUACAGUCUGAGAAAACCCUCAAGAUUCAGGCUAUAAACAAGCUGGCAGAGGUUAUGAAGAAAACUGAUGUCAGGCCACAGCACGGUAACAACAGCGACAUCCGCAGGAAGGAGAAGGAGAACAGACAGCUCCAGCUGCAGCUCCGCACAGAGAAAGAAAAACUCAACACCACCAUCUUAAAAUACCAGAAAGAAAUGAAUGAUAUGCAGGCUAUGAUAGCAGAGGAGUCCCAAGUCCGACUGGAGAUGCAGAUGGCCCUGGAUAGUAAAGACAGUGAUAUUGAGCGUCUGCGCUGUCAGAUCACUUCUCUGAGCAUCCAUUCUUUGGACACCACCAGCAUCAGUAGCACGGGAAAUGACCUGGAGGGGGAAGAUGCUUAUCCAGAUUCUAGUCUUGAGGGAUGGCUCUCAGUGCUUGCCAAAAACACCAAACGGUUUGGAUGGGAAAAGAAGUAUGUGGUGGUCAGCAGCAAGAAAAUCUUGUUUUAUGACUCAGAGCAAGAGAGAGAGCAGGCCAGCCCCUUCAUGAUUCUGGACAUAGACAAACUCUUCCAUGUGAGACCUGUCACUCAGACAGACGUGUACCGUGCCGAUCCCAGAGAAAUCCCACGCAUCUUCCAGAUAUUAUAUGCUAAUGAGGGAGAGAGCAAGAAAGAGGAGCUUGCUGUGGAACCCUUAUUAGCAGCUGAAAGGUCGUCCUAUAUCCCACACAAAGGUCACGAGUUCGUGCUCACGCUUUACCACUUCCCCUCUAGCUGUGAAGCAUGUUCAAGGCCUCUGUGGCAUGUCUUCAAACCCCCACCAGCCCUGGAGUGCAGGCGCUGCCGAGUUAAAUGCCAUAAAGACCACAUAGAUCGCAAGGAAGAGGUCCUUGCUCCUUGCAGAGUGAACUAUGAUAUGUCCACUGCGAAAGAGAUGCUGCUGCUGGCCAACUCCACAGAAGAGCAGCAGAAAUGGGUCAACCGAUUACUCAAGCGGGUCCCGCGUAAACCUAUAGCCCACUCCACAAGCAUAGCUAUAGCCUCUCCCACCUCUGAGGCGUCACCAACUGGCCUGUCCCCCACGCCCUCUCCUCAUCUGUCCUCCCAUUCAUCUCCCAGACUUUCACACAGAGGAGCCGUCAAAGUGCAUUCCACCAGACAGCAGCCCUCAACCAAGACCAGCUAACACUGGUGAAGGCUGGAUAGAUGAUGAUCAUUCUGGGAACUUUGAAAGCAGAGACUGUCAUUGUGUUUUUUUGUUAGUUUUUUUUUUUUUUUUUUUUUUUUUUUUUUGCAAAUCGCCGGACUUCUAAGUGCCAAACUCCACAAGUAUGAAUUACUGGGUAGGUCUAAUAUUAUUAUAGCUAAAACCAUAAAUUCUCUAAAGGGUUUAGUUAUUUUUUAAGUCAAUUUAAGACUGUUUCAUGUCUUUGUAGAUUAUACAAUUCUUUAAAAAAGCAUUUUAAAUUUAAGAAAUUAUUUUUAUCUACUUCCUUACAAGGUUGUCAGUAAGUGUGCCUGUGUGUGUGUGUUUGAAACAGAAUAUGUACUUAAGUGCUGCAUUUAUAUGAUCAUCUGAAUUUAUAUACUCAAGUAUUACAUCUAUUUUUUUUUGUUUGGCAAAAUACAUUUAGUGGAACAGAUUAUAUUUUUUAUCAGACAUUACAUCAAAGGACACUGCUUUUCAAGGUGCAUUACUUAUUAACAUCUGCUCAAAAUAUAUGCAUUAUUGAGGACAUGAUACAAAGAUUCUAUUUGUAGCACAUUGUAUUAAAAACUGUAACGAAAAUUAGACACAACUGUAUGCAAGGUGGUGGAACAUGAUGACCUUUGGUCCAAACAUUUUCUGUAUUUUUUGUCAUGUUGCCACUGACAAACUGUUGAGAAAUUGUUAAUAAAAAAGCUUUAUUUGAUGGAAAA
This is a messenger RNA of Pimephales promelas (fathead minnow), 5579 nucleotides long. The record is from RefSeq and is a predicted model, not a curated record. Lineage: Eukaryota; Metazoa; Chordata; Actinopteri; Cypriniformes; Leuciscidae.